CAAGUACAGAAAGAACAGUCCAACCUUAAUAAUUUAAGUGGAUUGAAACUCCCUUUUUACAACAAUAAUGGAGAAGAAAGUGAGCUUCACUUUAGCCUUCUUCUUGUGUGUUCUCAUUGUUAUUCCAGAGGUCGGACAUGGCGCGGAUACAAAGCUGUUCGUUUUCGGAGACUCCUAUGCCGAUACCGGGAAUACGCCGCCGGUUGAUGGUUUUCAGUGUUGGGAGGAACCCUAUGGCAUCACUUUCCCCGGCAAACCUUCCGGCAGAUUCUCCGACGGCCGUGUUCUCACCGACUUCAUAGCUGAGUACCUGGGAAUCAGAUCUCCGGUGCCCUACAGAGGGUGGAAACUCGGUUUAAAUUUACAGAACUAUGGGAUGAACUUUGCGUACGGCGGAACCGGUGUUUUCAACACCAUCAAUGGUGGGCCGAACAUGACCUCACAGAUUAAUGAUUUCCAACAACUGAUUCAACAACGUGUGUUCACCAAACGCGACCUCAGUUCGUCGGUUGCUCAUGUUUCGGCGGCUGGGAACGACUACGGUGCUUUGUCGGUCGGCGGCCAAAAGGAUAUAGAGAGUGUUAUCAGUGAGCUAGUGUUGAACCUGAAACGCAUAUACAGUUUGGGAGUUCCCAGAAUAAGUGUGGUGGCAGUGCCGCCAUUUGGAUGCAUGCCUCAAGAUGUUGUUCCCAUCCAACCUUCACCUUGCAACGAAUCGGACAAUUCAUUUGCAAGGCUUCACAAUCAACUGCUGAAAAAAGCUGUGGAGAAACUGAACACUGAAACUGGUGGAUCCACUUUUGUCAUUCUUGAUCUCUACUCUGCAUUCAUGUAUGCCUUUAACGUACACAAUAAUCGCCCAGGGAAAUCAAGUUUUGUGAAUCCAUGGGAAGAAUGUUGCAAGGGAAGAAGAAGUGGAUCAAGCUGUGGAGAUGUUGAUGAAGAUGGAAGAAAGGAAUAUGUAGUGUGUGAGGAUCCAAAGCACUCAUUCUUUUGGGAUGCAAUACAUCCUUCACAACAAGGUUGGCUUGCCGUUUUCUCAAUUGUGAAACCCUCACUCAACACUCUCUUCUUACCUCAUGCCCCAUUGUACCUUCUUGCAAUUAUAAUUAUGUAAGUGUGAUAAUGAAUUGUAUUAGAUAUUAGCAUUGAAUUCGUUAGACCUAUGUAGUUAUACUAAGUAUAAUAAGACAUCAAUGCUAUUUAGUGUCA
Molecule: messenger RNA, 1212 nt
Organism: Ipomoea nil (Japanese morning glory)
Lineage: Eukaryota; Viridiplantae; Streptophyta; Magnoliopsida; Solanales; Convolvulaceae
Product: GDSL esterase/lipase At5g03610-like
Exons: 6
Coding region: 68-1117 (349 amino acids)
Molecular function (GO): hydrolase activity, acting on ester bonds
Source: RefSeq, a predicted model, not a curated record